This is a messenger RNA of Symbiodinium sp. CCMP2456, 1188 nucleotides long. The record is from the annotation of a GenBank genome assembly. NCBI's taxonomy places the organism in Eukaryota, Dinophyceae, Suessiales, Symbiodiniaceae.
AUGUGUGACUCCACGCCAUGUAAGAUGGAGGAGGAAGUCCUCGUCGAAGUGGAGGCUGCUGCCCCGUCGCACGGGCUGGAGACUGUGAGCGAUCUGGGGGGGGAAGCAUUCGAUUGGGACGAAGCCGAAGGGCCCGAUGCACAGCAGGAGGUAAAGGAUGAGGACACCGACGACAACAAGGACUGGCACUGGUGGAUGAAGAAGGAGGAGGAGAUCAUGGACGACAACAAGGAUUGGCAGUGGUGGAUGAAGAAGGAGGAGCAGCACGACGCCGCCGCAUGGCAGUGGCCCAACCACGUGAAGGAGGAAGAUGGAUGGACAGGGACUGUCCGCUACAAGCGGGGCGGCGACAAGACAUGGAGGAUGGCCGGCUCCGAUUCCAAGCGCUGCAAGGUUGAGCCAUGGAAGCAGCAGUGGACAAAGCAGGAGGACGAGGACGACGUGUCCACGCGUGCGGGGUCCAGGUCGACCAGCAGCUCGCGAGAGGGCUUCUAUCUCCCCAACGGCGGUGGAUGGGUGGAUGCCAAUGGCAUCCACCACCCGAAGGAGCAGGCGAAGAGGCACUCCAAAGCCCAGACGGCAGCGCUGCAAGACGCUGUCCGUGGCUUCAGCACCAUGGCGUCCGUGCUGGCAGCAACAAGCUGGGACAAGAGUCACUUCAGUGAGGUUUGCGUCACGUGGGAAGGCUCGGAUGCCAAGAAUGCCGUGAUCGUCCACAGGUAUCCCGCCAUGUUCCAGCCCGUCACGCCUCCGCUUCACCUGCUGAUGGGGCCGAUGACACCCCCCUGGGAUCCGGAUUCGCAGCCAAGGACACCCCCGACUAGUGGCACAGUGGUCCUCAACAUGUACUGUCGGCAUGAGAGAGGAUGCAAGCUCAGGAUUCACCUGAACUAUGCCACCACAGGGAGCCGUUGCCUCGAGCUGCAAUUCACUAAGACCCAGGAUCUGAGCUUCGGUACAAUCAUGGAGCAGGUCUAUCGGCGCGCUAGUGACGUUCCUGCAUCUGCGGAGAUUGCUCUGAUAGGGACACGCACGCAUCGCUUGUUGUCCAGCCACUACGAGCGCUAUGUCUGGAAAUCCUGCCGAUUCGGAAAGCACAAGUUGUGGCACGGGCUCCCCAAACGGGGACGCCGCCACCUCAACUUGCAGAUGCACUGCAAGAGCCUCCGGCACUCGAAUAGCGCCUAA